AUGUCCCUCUGCAGGGGCCAGCUGGGGGGUCCGCCGCCGGCCCGCCCCACCCCGGAGCGGGAGUGCAAGAUCUGCUACGAGGCCUUCGACAGCCGCGCCGGGCGGCCCAAGCUGCUCUCCUGCCAGCACCGGGUGUGCGCCAGGUGCCUCUGCCGCAUGGCCGACGUGGGCGACUCUCCCGGGCGCCUCAGCUGCCCCUUCUGCCGCCGGGAGACCCUCCUGCCCGAGAGGGACGUGGGCCGCCUGCAGGACGACGGGCGAGUGCUGGCCACCCUGCUGAGCGGCCGGGAGCGGGCCCGCCGGCCGGGGCGGCCGCCCCUCUCCCCGGAGGUGCUGCUGUGCCCGGGCGUCCUGGAGCCCUUUGGGGAGGGCCGGCACGGCUCCUCCGACUGCCUGGUCGUCACCCUGCUGGAGGUGCCCGAGGACCUGGCGGCGCCCGAGGGGGUGGGCCUCCUGGACGUGAUGCGGCUCUACCGCCCGCCCAGCGUGGCCUCGCUGCCCUGCCCCGACCCCCUGGCCAAGUGCCAGGCCUGCAGCGCCUGCCCCGCUCUCCCCCGCCGCCUCCUCAUGGGCCUCCUCUGCUUGCUCUACUUCAGCUCCCUGCCCCUGGGCAUCUACCUCCUCCUGGUGGAGCGCCUCAGCCUGGGCAUCGUCUUGGUGAGCCUCGUGCCCGCCACCCUCAUCCUCUGCAUCCUCUACAGUCUCUGCCAGUGCUUGCGCCACGAAAUCCUCAACUUCCCCUCUUGAACUGCCCGGCGUGGGUCGGGGUCCCAAGGACUGGCCCCCGAGCUUCCUGCGAGGGGUUCUCUUGCCUGCUCCUCCUCCUGGCUCUGGCACCGGGGUCCCCCUGCGGCCGGCCCCAGGCCUCACUUUCCUC
Gekko japonicus is the source of this 877-nucleotide messenger RNA. Its product is annotated as E3 ubiquitin-protein ligase RNF182-like. Bases 1 to 747 code for a protein of 248 amino acids. Lineage: Eukaryota; Metazoa; Chordata; Lepidosauria; Squamata; Gekkonidae. The record is from RefSeq and is a predicted model, not a curated record. The transcript has a single exon.